UUUAAAGAACAUUUGAAGAUAAAUCAAAUCACAAUAAAAUAAAUAAUAAUUACAUAAUUUUUUUAAUAAGAUGAAUGGUUAAACGUAUUUUAAAAGGUCAAUGAUGUCAUAUAUUAAAAAAACAGAAGGAGUAUAUAAAUAUGCCCAGCCUAUACUAAUUACACACUAAAAAUUAUACAUGUAAUUAUAUCAAAAUAAUAAAAUCUAAAUUAGUCCUGAUGACGUGUAUAAACCCGUGUUUUCUUAUUUUCCUGACAUUUAUGAAGUGUAUAGUUACCACAAGAUUUCGAUGAAAAUCACAUAUAAAUAGAACUUUAAUUUAUGGUCUCUAUUGGUAGUAAAAAUUAUGGUCUCUCCUGGGAGUAAAAAUUUUCUUUUUCUAAUUUAAUGGAAUGUAUCUAUAUAUGCUAUCAUCUCAGCUACUGCUACUGAUAGAACUUGCGGUAGAACUCAUAAAUCAAUGGUGUAGUUCACUUCUACUAAUGAUUAUACUGGUAAAGAUACCCACUCAUAACAAAACAUUGUAUUAUUUUUAAUUCAUUUUGCACGUACUCUUAAUUUACUAAAACUUUUUUUAGUUUUGUGCCUGCGGGUAACCAACAAGGUUCUGGCUUCAAUACUAAAAGUUUUAGUACAAAGGUAGUAGCUGGAUCUAUCACUGCAGCAAUAGCAGUGGUGGCUGGCGUGGUUGUCUUAUUGGUUUGCUUUAUGCGUAAGCGGGCCAGGUUCAACCACCACCGCCUCAAUAGAAAAACAGAGAUAUUAAUCGAGAUGCCUAUGGAAGAAGAAGUGCACAACACACGACGAUUCUCAUAUGCACACUUGUUAGCUGCAACCGAGAACUUCUCGGACAGCCGUAAGAUCGGUCAGGGUGCAUUUGGUGCUGUCUACAAGGCUCAGCUAAUGAAUUGGACAACUCCCGUGGCUGUGAAAAGGAUUAUGAGGGUUGCAGAUCAUGAACGAGCGGCACGAGAUUAUGAUAAUGAGAUCAAAGUGAUCAGCAAACUGAGCCAUCCCAAUCUUGUUCCCUUUGUGGGUUCGUGUGAUGAAAAUGGGGAACUUCUCCUUGUCUACGAACUAAUACACAAUGGCACCCUUGAUUAUCAUCUUCACUAUGCAAAUACAAUACUAAGUUGGAGUAGAAGGUAUAAGAUAGCACUUGGCAUGGCCUCAGCUCUCAACUAUAUGCAUGGGAAUCAUCCGCGCGUCCUGCACAGGGAUAUUAAGCCUGGCAACGUGAUGCUAGAUGAAGAAUUCAAUGCUAAAGUUGGUGACUUUGGGCUGGUGAGGCAAGUCCCCAUUGACAAAACUUCUUGCCCAAUGACCAUAUUUGGGUCUUCAAGAUAUAUAGACCCUCAAUAUUGUAGCACAGGCUGUAUCAGUCCGGCGUCUGAUAUUUACGGCUUCGGUGUGGUGCUUCUGGAGAUUGCUUCCGGUGAAAUACCUCAGUGUCUCAAGGGUAAUGGUCUCGUUGAGAAGUUUAGGAGAUUGUAUUACAGCAAUUCACUGCUUGAUGCAGUCGAUCGACGCCUAAACGGUGACUUUGAUGAGGAGCAGAUGAAACGUGUUAUACUCAUUGGGCUUCUCUGCGUCCAAUUCGAUCGUCACAUGCGGCCAUCAAGUAAGGAAGUUUUGGGCUAUUUAGAAGGUCAGCUACCAGUGCCUCAACUACAUAUCAAAACAUGCAAACAAGCAAAAUAAUGAUCUUGCAUCGCAAACAAGGUACUUACUUAGGUGAAGGGAAAGAGACCGAGCGUAAGAAAUACAUGGAUGAUCUAAGAAGUUGAUUGGGAACAAAAACCAAAACAUUUCUCAAGUCUACUCAUAUAUCACUAUGUCACUUUUGGUCCAUAAAAGGCAAGAGAAAAAAGUUUUGCACAUUUUGGAUUCGGAAUUGAGCGUCCUGACAGCAUCAACUUCAAAUGAAGGAAAAGAAGCUCCUGGCGAGUUUGAAGUUUGAUCCACCACUAUUGGAUUGACACAAAAUUAUCGUUAUAGCAAGUGAAGAUACGAGAUGGCACAUCUACUGAGGAGGAGAAACUAAUAAUGUCAUGCACCCGAUAGGCAGAAAAGAAGCAUCACAUUCAAGUCGCUGAUAUGGAGCAUUGUUCCUGUCUAGAUUACAAGGUAAUCAAAUUUUUGGUGGAUUUUGCUAGCAUCAAACCCAGCAUACCAAGAGGUUUCAUCAGGAGAUAUAAAAAUUUCGUUUUCAGUACAAGAGUUUCAUAUAGAAGAUUCAGGAUUUUAUUCCCAUGGCGAGUUUGAAGUUUGUGCACCAGGUUUCGCAUCUCGGUUUGGUUCACACACCAAUUGAUACCAUAGAUUUAGGAUUUAUUGCCGAUGGCAAAUUUGAAAUAUGAUCUACCUCUUCUGAAUCAAGGGUGUUACAAUUUUAUAGUCCAAGUGACUAAUUGGCGCACAAUAGUUUGUCUGCAUGAGGUUGUUUGGAGGAUGAAGGUGCUUAUGCUAAAAGGGAAAUUCGUCUCAAGAUGAAGAUUAUCAAACAUGUUAUCCGAAUUUCAGCAUGUAAUAUGUUUGUAUUAGUUUUUAAUUGGUUAGAUUAGUAUUCUAGUAGGACUUCUAGCCUUAUCCUAGCUAUUAGCCUUCUAGUCUUUUCUAGUAGGUGCGAUAACCCAAUGUAUCUCUUACAUUUGUAACCAAAUCGUCUAUACUGGUCAUUGCUGGUUGGCAUCCAUAGUUUUUAAUGUAAGAGUUUUUCACGUAAAUA
Molecule: messenger RNA, 2728 nt
Organism: Oryza sativa Japonica Group (Japanese rice)
Lineage: Eukaryota; Viridiplantae; Streptophyta; Magnoliopsida; Poales; Poaceae
Product: L-type lectin-domain containing receptor kinase IX.2
Biological process (GO): protein phosphorylation
Cellular component (GO): plasma membrane
Molecular function (GO): protein kinase activity; ATP binding
Source: RefSeq, a predicted model, not a curated record